Oncorhynchus tshawytscha (Chinook salmon) is the source of this 1627-nucleotide messenger RNA. RefSeq lists its product as uncharacterized. NCBI's taxonomy places the organism in Eukaryota, Metazoa, Chordata, Actinopteri, Salmoniformes, Salmonidae. The transcript has 4 exons. The coding region runs from base 542 to 1165 and encodes 207 amino acids. The record is from RefSeq and is a predicted model, not a curated record.
UCAGAGUGAAUUGUGCGUAAUAGACAAAGGCGGCCGUUGUGCCUCUCGCUCAGACUGGGAAGCCGAAUAGAUAUUUGAAAAACACCUUGAGGAUUGAUUAUAAAAAACGUUUGCCAUGUUUCUGUCGAUAUUAUGGAUCUAAUUUUGGAAUAUUUUUCGGCUUUGUCUUGACCGCAGUUUCCGGUGGAUUUCUCAACCAACGUGAAGAACAAAAUGAGGUAUUUUGGCUAUAAAAAAUCAUCUUUAUGGGACAAAAUGAACAUUUGCUGUCUAACUGGGAGUCUCGUGAGUGAAAACAUCCGAAGUUCAUCAAAGAUUUUGUUUUAGUGAUUGACUGACUACAAAGAGACCACAUUCAAGUCCUCCAUCCCCCACUUAGAGUGACUGCUGCUCUCUCUGGCUCCACAACAAGCCCCCACCCGGCCAUCAAGAGGUGUGAAUACCCAGCCAGCCUACAAGUAGAUGCCAUUCGAUGAGACGGGCCGUAGAACCAGCGCUAUGACGAGCACCAUCGGGAUGCGUCUGUUCUCCACUCUGGAAAAUGGGACAGGGUCCGCUCCUGCUGAAGACGUCCUGGAUGAAGGAGGGCAUGGAGAACAGCCCCGAGAUACUACAGGAGCGGGAGCCAGUAUGUCCAGUGCGCGGGCUCGCUAUAGGUGAGCCCACAACGGUUUGGCGCAACGUGGCCCAUCCUGCUCUCCUGAACCGGCAUCGGGACCUGUCCUGGAUGGUCGCCCACGAGAUCCUCCCGGUCAGGGCCGUUAUGCACUCACGGGGCAUGGCGAGGACAUCCGCGUGCCCCCGACCAGGCUGCGGCCAAGAAGAGUCGGUGAGGCACAUGCUCUGGGAGUGCAGAGCCGCCAGGGACCUGUGGAAGGAAGCAGGCCCCCUGAUCACCUCGUGUCUGCCAGCAGGGGAGGACCUAACACCUCAGCUCGUGCUGUAUGGGGUGGGCCGAAGGCCCUUUCCAUCGAAGACCUUCACCAAGCUCUGGCCCACCCUCACGUGCCUGAAGGAUGCACUGUGGGCCUCCCGGAACCUGCUGGUAGCGAAAAACGUAGAGACCACCCCCCAGGCAGUGGCCAUGGUAGCCACGGAAGCCCUGGGGUGGUACAGAAGGAAGGGGGCCUCGACCCCAGGCGAAGGGUCCCCCACAACACCCUAGGUCCCGGCGGCCACGGCCUGACAGCGCUGCGGCGCCUAGGGCGAUGCGCCUAGGGGAGGGAUCUCCUCUGGGCACCGAGGGAUGGGACGAUGAUCUAUUCAGAAGAGCAGGAUGAGGUGAGCUUGAUAACGACUCACCCCGCUCCUGUACAAGGGACUGAAGACAGCUUUUUAACAAAGUGGCUUUUUAACAUGUUUUUCAUGUCUUAAAGAUGUUUUACCUUUGUUAGAUCAUUAGUACACAUUUUAAAUGGCUUUACAGAUUUGAUGUUUUUACAAGGAAAGUACUUUUAUUUAUGUUUGUUUUCAUUGGUUUUAACAUGUACUUUUUAACAAAUUUAAAUGUAACUUUCAAAUGCUGUGUUUUAUGCUUUGUUGCCGUUUUUAUGUGUAUAAAUGAUGUAAAAAAUGUAUGAGCUGUUUUUAAAGGAAUUGUGCCAAUAAAACUUUUCCAAAAGAAAAA